Molecule: messenger RNA, 270 nt
Organism: Penicillium verhagenii
Lineage: Eukaryota; Fungi; Ascomycota; Eurotiomycetes; Eurotiales; Aspergillaceae
Product: succinate dehydrogenase assembly factor 1
Exons: 2
Coding region: 1-270 (89 amino acids)
Biological process (GO): mitochondrial respiratory chain complex II assembly
Cellular component (GO): mitochondrion
Source: RefSeq, a predicted model, not a curated record
AUGGCUAGGCUCUCCGGCCUUCAGCGGGACGUUCUGUCCCUCUACCGUCAGUGUUUCCGUGAAAUCCGCAAGAAGCCAAUCCUUCCCUUUCCGCUCCCCUUUCCCGCUCUUGGGCAUCGGUACAUCCCGGCUGACAAGGGUCCUAGAGCGGAAUUCCAAAAGCACCUCUCGGUGAGCAAGAAGGACUUUGGCACGGUCGAAUAUCUCUUGCGCAAGGGCCAACGCCAGCUAGAGAUGUACUCUUCCCCGGGAAUUCGGAACAUCCGAUAA